AUGGCAGGCAACCCCUUUCGUCGAACACCCUCAAGCCGCCUUGAGGAUGAAGCUCAGGCCGCAGAGCCGGCGCCUGCAGUGACUAGCAAGCGAUCGAAGAAGAAGAAACGAGUCAAGAUUGUGUCUCCCCCGCUCUCUCCCGAACCGCCUCGACGACUAUCUGCAGGCCGUUUGUCGCCUCCUCCGCCUCCGCAAACUACCGACAGCUCCGAAGAGACCGACUCCACGGCUACGGCGGACUCGGAUCUAGAGGAAGCGCUGCGAAACACCAGGCGGAACUCCGGUCCAUUGCCUCCUCCCCCUCCUGCAUCAGAAACGUCGAGCACAAAAGCGCCAUCGAACCCAUUUGCGCGAACAUUGGCCACGAGCGAGGCUGCAUAUGGCUUGUCACAGACAGGUGGCGAUGUAGAAAAGUCGAGACCACAGGACACUGAAGCUCAACGGCGAGCGAGCGCGGCCAGGGCGGCUCUCAAUGUGGAUGAGUUCAAGAACAUUCUUCUGACUGGAAGCGCCACGCCAUCGCCUCCUGUAUCCACCGCAUCGCAGGGGAAUGUCAGCGGUACGGAUGUGUCGACGUCUGGACAGUCUUUCUUCGACUCUUCCUAUGACCUGCGCACCCCUAGAAGUUCUGAUGAUCGAAUGGAUUCGUUGGAAUCCGCAUCUUCAGAUGAUGAUGACGACGACGAUGACGAGCAUUUCAACCCUGCGGACGAUAUGCCAUCCCCGGGCCACGCACCCUUAGCUUCUGGUGUACGAGCCGCCGCAAAAGGACCGCAAACCGUUUCAUUCGCGGACUUUGAUGAGUCCAUACCCGAUCCGAUUUCCAUACCGCCAGCCUCAAGACACGCCGCCGAUACGAUGACGCCAGCUGCUCUAGUCAGAUCCUCAAGUGAUCUUAACAAGCCGCUUCCGGAACCGCCACGGAAAGCGCCGGAAGACACUCUGGCACAGUCGAAGAAAGCUCCACCCCCUCCACCAACAUCACGACGAGCGGGGAUCAACCGCAGCUCCACCUACUCAGAGGAUAACCCGACACCACCACCAAAGCCCUCGCCAUCAGCCGAGAAGGCAGUCAUGUCUCCUCCACCGCCUCCACCAUCCCGAAGACCUCGAUCAAUAGACCAAUCCGAGACCCCAUCAAUCGAAUCCCCACCAAGGAACGACCUCCCACCCCUCUCCCCAACAAAUACCAAACCCAUGCCCCCACCACCCCCGCCAUCACGCAAAGACACCAAACGACCCAUCACCCCGGGCCGCUCCCUCACGCAAACCAGCAACCCCCGCCCUGAAAGCACCUCCGCUCCGCCCGCCCCCCCCCCCCGCCGAGGCAACCGCAACAGCAACGACGCAGGCCAGCCGAGCCCCUCCUCCCGUCCCGCAAGCCUGAACGAGCCAGGUAGGAGGCGAAGCAGCGUGCCGAGCUUCGAGUCUCACCGCCCGAUGUCCGUGUCGAGUUUGACGCAGACCGUGGAGGCUGAUGAGGGGGAGGGUAGUGCGGGUGCUGCGGCGGCGGAACAGCCUUCGCGGGAUAUUCUGGCGGAUAUGAGUGCUUUUCAGGCGGAGAUUGAUGCGCUUAUGGCGAGAACGGGGACAGGGUGA
Messenger RNA from Neohortaea acidophila, 1599 nucleotides. RefSeq lists its product as uncharacterized. The coding region runs from base 1 to 1599 and encodes 532 amino acids. The transcript has 2 exons. The record is from RefSeq and is a predicted model, not a curated record. Lineage: Eukaryota; Fungi; Ascomycota; Dothideomycetes; Mycosphaerellales; Teratosphaeriaceae.